CGUGUGGGCGGGAACGGGAGCGGGCGCUGGGAUAUACCCGGGUUAUCCCGGGGCUAUCCCGGAUUAGCCCGGCGCGGAGCUGCUUCUUCCCAGCCCUGCCCCAGAGUGAACAUAGAGAAAAGUAUACGGGAGACAAGAAAAAAGGACUGAAUAUCUUGGCUCAGAAAACAUGUUCAAAGCCUCAGCUACCGUGCUUGCUGUCUGUGUGGCUGAGAAAGGUGCAGAAAUGAUAUACAACGAAUUCAGAAGGAGAAAGAAAGAGAAAACCAACAAGGUCCUGGAAUCCAUGAUAAUCGAGGCCUUCCAGGAGCUCAACAAUAAAAUAAAAGCUCUGCAUGAAGAUUUCAAAAAAUUAGAGGAGUCCACAAAGCAUGAGGUUCAGAUAAUCAGAGCAGAGCUGGAGGAGAACCCAGGAAACAAAGAGAUGGCAUUUGUAUGGGCCCUGGAAUCAAUGUUGAAGAAGAACCUCCAGCAGCUCUCCCAAAGGCUUCAGAUUCUGGAAGAAGAUGUACAGGAAUGGCCAGAGACCACAAAGCAUGAACUUCAGCUUUUCAGAGGUUACCCAGAGAACAGAGGAAAGAAGGAGAAAGAAAUUAAAAGGGCCCUGGAAUCAUUGUUGAAAAAGAAGUUCCAGCAGUUCUCCCACAAAAUUCAAACUCUGGAAAAAGAAAUGCAGGAAUGGCCAGAGACCACAAAGCAUGAACUUCAGCUUCUCAGAGGUUACCUGGAGAAGAACCGAGGAAAGAAGGAGGAGGAAAAUUCAAGGGCCCUGCAAUGCAGAAUGGAGACAUUACUUCAGGAGCUUUCCCAAAGAUUUCAAACUCUGGAACAAGCGUUACAGUUGAGACAGGCAUUCCCAUAUCAUGAGUUCCUGCUUUUCAGAGCAUACCUGGAGAACAACCAAGCAUGGCAUCUUUCUCCUCAAGAAUGCCCACCUGGAUUUCAGGUCUGGUUGGAGUUCUUGCUGGUGAACAACCAAGCAUCCCAGUGCCUCAGGCUUUGUUCCCUUUGGAGGACGGUCCAGGACUCCUGGAUGUUUCCCCACUCUGAGAAGCAGCGUUUCACUCCAGGAGAAUAUCAUCACUUCGGGCAGAGGCUUGGGCUGUGUCUGAGAACAUGGGGACCUAGGAAGCCUCAGAAAAUCCAUCUAUUGCCUGCUUUUCCCUUUUCCCCAGAGACAUUUUAGAAAUACAACUUUACAGCUCUUCCCUAUGCUAUGAGGAAGCACUGGGAAGAUGAUGGAGUUGAGUCUUCAGUGCAGCUCUGGAAAGCACAUUCCCCCCUCUCAGAGAGCUGCUUGGAGAAGAACAUGCCCAGGAAAGGGUGAUUUGAUGACGUUUUUCACUGUCAUGUGCUGCCCAAGGCCCUGCCUGUGCUUGUCAGGAGCCCUCACAGCUCUGGGCAGCCAGCCAGCACUGCCACUGCAGCCCCAGCUCCCACUCCUGCUUUGACCUCUUGGGCCUCUCAGGAAAAGUGUCUGGAGCUCGUCUUGCUCCAGGUGACCCCAGCAGCUGGUUCUUCUUUCAGUCUGAGCUGAGCUAGAGGACCACAUCUGAUGCCAUUGCACCUUGCUUAACUCCUGCCAGGGAUGAACCCUUUCCUGAUGAGUGUGGAAAUCUGAGACAAGAAACCCUUAUCCUUGUGGAAGUGUAUCACUCUUCCACUCUAAUCUGUGUGGAAGCAUUAUCCUAGACUGGUGCUCUGCUGUUACUGAGGAGUAACUGCUUAAAGAUUGAAAAUCACCUUCUUCAGACUUUGCUAAGGAGUUGGUCCUUACAGCUGUUGUGGUUUAACCCCAUCCAGCAGCCAAGCCCCACACUUGGGGCUACUCACUGACUCCCCCACCAGCAGGAUCAGGGUGCAAAUUGGAAAGAUAAAAGUGAAAAUACUCAGGGGUUGGGGUAAAGACAGUUUAGUAGGGAAAGCAAAAGUCAGGCACUCAAGGAAAGCAAAGCAAAACACCUAUUCCCAUGGGCUGGCAGGAACUCAGCACCUCCAGGAGAGCAGGGCCCCAUUCCAUGGAACUUGAGAAGACAAACACCACCACUCUAAAUGUUCCCCACUUUCCAUACUGAGCAUGUUGUAUUAUGUAUGUUGUCUUAUGUCUAUGUCCUAGCUGUGUCCCCUCCCAACACCUCAUCUCCCUAGCAUGGUCAUAUGAGAAGCAGAAAAGGCCUUGGCCCUGUGUGGCCAGUGCUCAGCAAUAACAAAAACAUCUCCAUUAUCAUCCCUGUGUUCAGCACAAGUCCCAAAGACAGCCCCACACCAGGCACUGGGAAGAAAAUUGACCCUGUCCAAACCAGCACACAGGACUGAUAGAGACUUGCUGAUUUCUCAUAAUAUGUGGGUAAAUCUGUAAUUAGCUAACAAAAUGUUUUUAAGACCUUUUUGCCUGUAGUGGUUUUGGUUUGCUAAUUUAAGAUUUCCCGGUCAAUGCACCAAUUAGUGUGAUGGGUUCAGUGCUCACUAAUCACCAGUGCACUCACUAGAAUAUACUUACUCAUUUUCUGCUGUGAGAGAAGAUUAGGAGACAGGCAAAGCAGGCUCAAAACUUUAAAAGGAUACAAAGGAAAGUUUAGUAGCAGUAACUAAGAGUACUAAGAAUCAGAACAAAGCUUUAAGAGCACUUCUCCUCUCCCUGCAACUUUUCCUUUCCUAUUGGCAAUGCAAAGAGACAAAACUUAACAUUUUCAGUCAGUUUACCACCUCUAGAAUAGUCUUCUUUCAGUUCACUUAGGGAGAGAAGUCCCUCUUGUUAAUCUUAUGGCGACAUCUCCACAAGAAAAACAGCUCUCUUGUGGCUCUCAAUUUCUACGAAUAGCAGCUACCCCGGGGAAAUCUGCAAUCAUGAAGUCCCUCCCAUUUUCCACAAGCUUUCCCACAGCUGUGUUUAUGGGCCAUGUCAGCUUAUGGGGUACUGUUUUAAAGAUGGGCUCUUCAAAAGCAGGAGUUCUCUUUAUCUAUCUCUAAAAUCAUCUUCAUUUCUGGGAACAGAGAUCUGCUUCUCUCCCUGGGGCCACAGGGUCUUCAUCACUCUUCUCUCUCUGUUCAAAUUCUCAUAGGAUCACAACUACUUCAACAUUUGCUUGCUUUAGCAUGGAGGCUUUUGCCAAACAAGUUAUCUCCCUAUACUUGCUAAUGUGUUACAGGGGAAAAAGUCUGAAUGUAUCAAUUGCAUUAGUCUCCAUAGCUUUGCAAUAGGAUUUCAGCUCCAAGAUCAAGGCAUCUCCUCAGCCCUGCUAUCUGGGACUUUACUCUUUGUUCACUGGCCUUGAUGCCUUUGUGUUGCUCCUCUACAUUGUCUGCAUUUUCUUUUCUCUCACUGGAGGGAGAAUUGAAGCACUGAAAGAGUUACUAUCUCGCCCGGGGCCUGCAAAUGGUCA
This is a messenger RNA of Passer domesticus (house sparrow), 3383 nucleotides long. RefSeq lists its product as uncharacterized. The record is from RefSeq and is a predicted model, not a curated record. NCBI's taxonomy places the organism in Eukaryota, Metazoa, Chordata, Aves, Passeriformes, Passeridae. The transcript has 9 exons. Bases 170 to 1186 code for a protein of 338 amino acids.